AUGGCAAAACAGCGAUUUCUGGUCUUUGCACUCUCCCUUGUCCUGGCGGCGAGGGCGCGGGAAAGGGCCCCUGAGAGGCCUCAAGCAAGGAGUGUUUGGAAGGACCUGGACGUGGCGAACGCGGAGGGCGUUUCCGAACGCUGCCCCCCUGGGGUCUCCUUGCUGCAGUCCUCUGCCAAGCGACCGGGGCCGGGUCACGCUGAUCGCCGAGAACAUGCAGAGGAGAUUGGCAAGAUCCCGGAAUCCAUUCCUUUUGCUUCUUUGGUCGAGAGCUCCGCACCGUCACAUCCCGUGAUGCUGAACCAAAUCAAGCAGGUGGUGGAGCUGGCCCAAACUCGAGUGCAGACCAAGGUGGGCGAGGCUCCUUACUUCAUCAUCGCGGUCGCGAUCGGAGGCUUUCUCCUUUCCUUGCUCUCCAUCUGCAUGAGUUUAGUCUUUGUGGAGCGAGGUCUUUCCAAGGAUGGAGACGUCUACGCAGAGCCCUCUGCAUCUGCCCUCCUCUCGCAGCGCCUGCGCGCUUUGGGCUUGGGAGACGCCCGCAGCUACCGUGCAAGCACCCGGGCUGAGAGGUCCGAGAUGAAUCCUGCACGUACCUGGGAGCACGGAAACCAUCAAGGCUCGAAGAAGCCUAUGGUCAUGGCAGAUGGGCAGCGUCGCCUACAGAUCGUCGUUCAGCAGCCUCUUGAGGGAGGCAGAGUCGGCUUGAACUUGGCAGAGGACGAUCUGGUGGUCAACAACUUCGGUGACUUGCGGGCCUACGACCUUGGCUUCCGGGUCGGCGACCGUCUGUUGCAGGUGAACCAGGUUCCAGUCUUCCGAGAAUCAGACUUCAAGUUCGUGAUGCAGGACGCCUUGCGCAGAAACUCGGAGCGCGGAGAGCCCUUGGUCUUCCACGUCCUGAGGCGCGGAGGCGGAGCCGGAGUGGGGGAAGGGCCAGCCGGGCCAGGUGGCCCACCGGGUGGCCCGGCGGGGGCCCGAUCCCGAUCCCCCUUCUUGGGCUCCGAUCCGCCCAUCGGUGGAUCGGCGCGAGCACAGAUGCCAGCGCCGGCUCCGGAAAUGAACGGGGACCUGCGAGGAUCCUGGUGCUACGGGGACACUCGCACGGAUGAUCUUUACACAUAUGAGAUUCGACAAGUCGGGAAAGACCUGGGCUUUGAACAAGCAUUGCCAAACGGGGAGAAGAUCACCGGUCUUCUGAUUCCUGACGGGCUUUGGCUGAGGAGCGAUUUGCAGAGCAAGGACGGAUACUAUGGCGAGAUUCGUCUGCAAUACGAUCCGGAAGAGCAGGUGCUCGUUUCGCAAUUGAAAAAGGGUCAAGGCGACGCCUGGAGCGACGACAUCUUGGCCAGACGAGCGAGAUAG
Molecule: messenger RNA, 1362 nt
Organism: Symbiodinium sp. CCMP2592
Lineage: Eukaryota; Dinophyceae; Suessiales; Symbiodiniaceae
Source: the annotation of a GenBank genome assembly